UGUCCGGUAUCCUAGCUCUGUGUUGGUAGCUAAGCUACUGUUUGUCAGUUAAAACUUGGAUACAUUUGUUUAUUUUGAGCGAAUACGUUUAAAAUCGACUCUUAGCCGCAGCUCAAGGCCAGAAACCAAGACCACAGCUCUUAUUUUGAACAUUAUCUGUCGAAAAUGAUUUUCCACAUCCCAUGGAUCUAUGUUCCUGUUCGGAAUGUCCUAGCAAUCUGGCAUCAGCUGACAAAGUAUGAGAUACCUGAGCUAACGAAACCCUCAGUCAUUAUGAGAGACAGAGGAAGAGUGGAAGAGAUCAUCCGUAACAUGCACAGGGCAGGACCAGGUGCACUACAGGUGAUUUCUGACUUCGACAUGACGCUCACCAGGUUUGCUUUUAACGGAAAACGCUGCCCAACAUCACACAACAUCCUUGACAACAGCUCCCUCAUUAGCGAAGAAUGCACAUCCAAGUUGGCAAACUUGUUGUCCCAUUACUACCCCAUCGAGAUCGACAACUCUCUGUCAGUGGAGGAGAAGGUCCCUCACAUGGUGGAAUGGUGGACUCGGGCGCAUGACCUGUUGGUCCAGCAGCGGAUCAAGAAGGAUCAGCUGGCCAAAGCAGUCAGGGAGUCGGACGCCAUGCUCAGGGACGGGUAUGAGGUUUUCUUUGGCUCAUUGAAGGAUCACUCCAUCCCUCUGCUCAUCUUUUCGGCUGGACUGGGAGAUAUCCUGGAAGAGGUGAUCAAACACAACGGUGUGUUCCACCCCAACAUACGAGUCUUCUCCAACUACAUGGAGUUUGACGAAAACGGUGUUUUAUGCUCGUUUAAAGGGCAGUUGAUCCACACGUUCAAUAAAAGGGAGGGUGCCUUACUGAACCCAGAUCAGUUUGAGCAGCUUCAGGACCGCCCCAACAUUCUGCUGCUGGGAGACUCUAUGGGCGACCUGACGAUGGCCGACGGAGUCCAAAACGUCCAGAACAUUCUUCGCAUCGGUUACCUCAAUGAUAAGGUUGAGGAGAGGAGGGAUGCGUACGUCGGCUCUUAUGACAUCGUGCUGGUGAAAGAUGAAACGCUGGACGUUCCCAAUGCCAUCCUCAACUACAUCACUGAGGGAAAAUGAAGCUUCAUACUGUUGACCACAUCAUCUGGGAUUGAGGUCAUGUGGACCAGCCUGGCCAAUCAGAGACCAGUAUUGCUAACCUUAUGGACAGGAGCCAGCUGCUGGCACUGGGCUGUUUACUACGUCACCAUGGCAACCUUCAGGCUGGAAUUGUUUUUAAUGAGUACACGUCACACAAAAAUCCCAGUUUAGCCUGGAUUAAUAGGCAGUAAUAUCAGCUGGAUCAACUGUCUAACCCAACCACACUGAUAGUUAGAGUCCAGUGGUGCAUCACAGAUUGCAUUCUGUGAUCUACACAGAGAAGAAAAGCCAUAAAAAAAAA
Messenger RNA from Colossoma macropomum (tambaqui), 1432 nucleotides. Its product is annotated as 7-methylguanosine phosphate-specific 5'-nucleotidase-like. NCBI's taxonomy places the organism in Eukaryota, Metazoa, Chordata, Actinopteri, Characiformes, Serrasalmidae. Gene Ontology annotation, cellular component: cytoplasm. Gene Ontology annotation, molecular function: magnesium ion binding; 5'-nucleotidase activity. Bases 166 to 1110 code for a protein of 314 amino acids. The record is from RefSeq and is a predicted model, not a curated record. The transcript is spliced from 10 exons.